This is a messenger RNA of Racocetra persica, 127 nucleotides long. The record is from the annotation of a GenBank genome assembly. Lineage: Eukaryota; Fungi; Glomeromycota; Glomeromycetes; Diversisporales; Gigasporaceae.
CAAUACGAAUGAAGUUCAAGAUAUUACUAAUGAAUCUUCAUUUGAAAAUAACUCUGAUAAUGGACAAGAAAGUUCACAGGAAAAACCACAAGGAAGACCUCAGAGAAGACCACAGGGAAGACUAUGA